Myripristis murdjan (pinecone soldierfish) is the source of this 1544-nucleotide messenger RNA. RefSeq names its product gastrula zinc finger protein XlCGF8.2DB-like. Gene Ontology annotation, biological process: regulation of transcription by RNA polymerase II. The record is from RefSeq and is a predicted model, not a curated record. The transcript has a single exon. Gene Ontology annotation, molecular function: RNA polymerase II cis-regulatory region sequence-specific DNA binding; DNA-binding transcription factor activity. Lineage: Eukaryota; Metazoa; Chordata; Actinopteri; Holocentriformes; Holocentridae. Bases 114 to 959 code for a protein of 281 amino acids.
UCACUGUGAAGAGUGAAGAUGAUGAAGAGGAAGCUCAGUGCUCACAGCUUCAUCAGAGCCAAACUGAGGAGAACAGAGAGGCAGAGCCUCCAGCCAGCAGCUCCACUGAACAGAUGAAAACAGAAGCUGAUGGAGAGGAACCAGCCAGGAACUCAGAUCCAGCUGCUGAUUUCCAAGCAACUAGUGAGGGCCAGCUCCUCUCUUCACACUCUUCUGAAGCUGAGACUGAUGACAGUGAUGACUGGGAGGAGAGCAGAGAGCCUCAGUCAGGUUCAAACCCACAGAGUGAACUCCUUUUCAGUGAUGAUGGAUCUGAUGAUGCAGAGAAACCAUCUUCCUGCUCUGUGAGCAAGAACACAGGAGAGAAACUGUGGAGUUGCUCUCUUUGUGGUAAAAGCUUUAAACACAAAGGAACCUUUAACACACACAUGAGAAUUCACACAGGAGAGAAACCGUUUAGCUGCUCAGUGUGCGGUAAAGGUUUUACACAGAAACAAACCUUUAUCACACACAUGAGAACUCAUACUGGGGAGAAACCAUUUCACUGUUCAGUUUGUGGUAAAAGUUAUGCACAAAAACAACACUUUAUUACCCACAUGCGAGUCCACACAGGAGAGAAACCUUUCAGCUGUUCAGUCUGUGGUAAAGGUUUCUCCCAGAAACAGCAUCUUAAUCCACACAUGCGAAUUCACACAGGCGAGAAACCGUUUAGCUGCUCAGUUUGUGGUAAAGGUUUUACUCAGAAACAAAACUUCCUCACACACAUGAGAGUCCACACUGGAGAGAAACCCUUCAGCUGCUCAGUUUGUGGUAAAGGUUUUACACAGAAACAAAAUUUCCUCACACACAUGAAAGUCCAUACAGGAGAGAAACCAUUCAGCUGCACAGUUUGUGGUAAAAGUUUUGCAAAUAAACAUCACUUCAAUACACACAUGAAAAUCCAUACAGGAGAGAAAUAGUUGAGCUGCUCAGUCUGUGGUAAACCUUAAAACACAUGUGAAUGCACACGAGAGAAACCAGGUAGCCGCUCAGUCUUUGGCAAAGCUUCAACAGUGAGAAAUUACCCCAACACACGGUGACCCACGCAGAACAGAAACCAUAUGUCUGCUCAUUUUGUGGUUAAGCUUUUAGGGCUUUAUGUUAAUGAUCCAAGUUCGUAGUCUGAAGAGCAAAUGAAUUCAAGGCGUGUCCAAGUCACUGCUGCUGUUUUAACAGUGGAAAAAAGGCUGAGCUCCUAUAAUUAUAGUUAAAUUAACUUUUUACUUGUAUGAGAGCAUACACCACUGUUUCUCUGAAUUAAUAUAUUUUACUGUAUUUUCUAUUUUGCACUUGUAAUUUACUUUUGCUGAUCUUUUCAGUAAUAUUUGAUAGACUUCAUUGUUCACAUGGACAAACUUGUGACUGAACCACAAUUUUUCAUAAUCUGUUACUACAAAAAAUAUAACCAUCAUUCAUCUUGUUUCUUUUUGUCUUAUUGGACUCCUUCAUUCUGUCAGAUAUACUGACUUGUACUUGGUGCUCAUUAAAUUGAACUGAAAGCUGAA